AUGGCUGAAUUGCAGAAUACAAAAGUCCAACAUCUGAUCAGGGAGGGUUCAGAUCAUGCCCCACUACAUGUUACUUGCAGUACAGGCCAGGAGCAAAUAUAUAAGCUUUUUAGAUUUCUCAACUUUUUGACAAAACAUCAUAGUUUUCAGAAAAUAGUGGAGGAUGUAUGGAAGAUGGAAGCAACAGGCUCACCACUCACAGUAGUGCAAACCAAAAUGAAAAGGGUGAAAUUGGCUUUGGUGCAAUGGAGUAGGACAACCUUUGGAAAUAUUUUUCAACAGGUAGCUACAUUGGAGGAUUUAAUAAGGGCCAAAAAGGUUCAGUUAGAAAUAAAUGCAUCAGAAGAAAACAGGACAACAUUGAAGAAAUCUGAGGCAGACCUAAAAAAAUACCUGCACAUUGAGGAAGAGUAUUGGAAGCAAAAAGCAGGCAUGAGAUGGUUUAAAGAUGGUGAUAGAAAUACAAAGUUUUUUCAUGCUUUUGUGAAUGGGAGAAGGAGAAAGAUGCAUAUAUUUGUGAUAAAAACCAGGCAAAGAUAUACAAUAACCACCACUCAAAAUAUUGGGAAAAAGGCAGUGAAUGUGUUCAAGGAACAAUUUAAGGAGACAUAUGUGCCUACAGAUUUUUCAAUGCUAGAACAUAUACCUAAAAUAAUAUCAGAAGAACAGAAUGAAGAAAUGGGAAGAUUACCAGCUGAAAAGGAGAUCAAAGAAGUGGUAUUUGCAUUAAAUGGUGAUAGUGCAAGUGGACCAGAUGGCUUCUCUGGACAGUUUUUUCAAAGUUGUUGGGAUACUGUGAAAUGGGACAUAGUCAACAUGGUAAGAGCUUUUUUCUGUGGUCAGGAGCUUCCUAGGUUUAUAACUCACACCAAUUUGGUUUUUAUUCCUAAAAAGGAGGUGGUGGAUAGUUUUGGUGAUUUGAGACCAAUAAGCCUAAGACAGUCAUACUCAAUAAAAAAAAUGAUGAAGGUGUUGAGAGAAUAUGAACAAGUGUCAGGUCAGAUGAUAAACCUAGACAAGAGCUUUGUAUAUUUGCAUGAAAAUGUGCCUCUUGGUGUAUGCAGGAAGAUAAAAAGAAUAACAGCUUGUGUCAUUACCGACCUGCAUAGAAUUUUUGUUAAGUUCUUUUGGGCUAACACUACUGGGGCCAAGAACAAGCACUGGGUAAGCUGGGAUAGAAUGUGCUAUCCAAGAGGGGAAGGAGGAUUGGGAUGGAGAUCAUUACAUGAUGUUUCAAAAGCCCUGUUUGCCAAGCUCUGGUGGAACUUCAGAACUUCCACAAACACUUUAUGGGCAUUUUUUAUGCGGAACAAAUACUGUAAGAAGCAUCACCCUAUUAUUGCUCAGGGAUAUGGGACAUCUCAUGUUUGGAGAAGAAUGACAUCAAUAAGGGAGGAAGUAGAGCAUGAAAUCUGGUGGCAAAAUAAGGCAGGUAAUUCUAGUUUUUGGUUUGACAAUUGGACCAAACAAGGAGCACUGUACCAUAUAGAAGAUACUGCAAAGGAAGAGGAGGUGGAGGUUAAGGAGUUCGAGGGGUGGGACAUGGAGAAGUUGCUUCAGAAUCUGUCACUGGAAAUGACUGAUCAUAUUAUGGAGAACAUUUCACCUCCAAACAUUUUGUUUGGAAAUGAUGUGGCCUGGUGGAUGGCAAAUGCACAAGGAAGAUUCACAGUUAAAUCAGCUUGGCAGAUUAUGAGAAACAAACAUGAAAAUAGAAGAGACUAUGAGCUAAUCUGGAAUAAGAGGUUGCCUUUUAAGAUUAAUUUUUUCUUGUGGAGAGUAUGGAAAAGGAGGAUUGCCACUGAUGACAAUCUUAAAAAGAUGAGAAUCAAUAGUGUCUAG
Molecule: messenger RNA, 1842 nt
Organism: Solanum verrucosum
Lineage: Eukaryota; Viridiplantae; Streptophyta; Magnoliopsida; Solanales; Solanaceae
Exons: 3
Coding region: 1-1842 (613 amino acids)
Source: RefSeq, a predicted model, not a curated record